Messenger RNA from Micromonas pusilla CCMP1545, 2150 nucleotides. RefSeq lists its product as uncharacterized. The transcript has a single exon. Bases 1 to 1965 code for a protein of 654 amino acids. The record is from RefSeq and is a predicted model, not a curated record. NCBI's taxonomy places the organism in Eukaryota, Viridiplantae, Chlorophyta, Mamiellophyceae, Mamiellales, Mamiellaceae.
AUGGGCGUGCGGGUUCGUCACUCGUGCAACCCCGCGGAUCAGUCGACCCCUCUCGCGUCCUGUUCCGGCGACACCGCUCCUGUAGGAGACGACGUCGGCGACUUCGCCGUGGCGUCGUUCGGUGACGCGUCCUGGAACGAAAAUUACCAGAUCCCAGGCUUCGGCGAGCGACUGGUCGAGUACGUCCCCGAUCCGUCUGCCGUCGUCGACUUGACCGGGUCGCUGAAGCACACCAUAUCGAAGAUGACCGCGGGGAAGCUCGCGGACGACGCUCACACGAUCGAGCCGCAGCACUUUGUGACGGAGAACCCCUCGGCGCAUUUCCUCGAAGGCGGCGCCACCGACGGGGGCGAUUUCAACGUCUUCGAGCCGCGCGAGAACGUCGCGGGCGGCAGACUCGUGCGAGCGGAUUGCGACGCCGCAUCGCAGGCGAUUCAUCAAGGCGCGUGCGAUCAACCCGUCGGAGUAUCCGGCAGUUACUACUACAGCAUCAACGGCAUCAUCAUCUACCCGUCCACACUCCCGGGCUUCCUCCAAGUAACGUUCGACGACAUCCGCGGCGACGGCGGCGUCCACGUGGGGCAGUUUUGCGUGUUCAUCGGCCACUGGAUCGAGAACACGAACACGAUAUCCGUGGUGGACGACAAACGAACGGAAACGAGCACCGGGAUCUUCUUCGCGCGAGAGCUCGACGCGUGCGACGCCUUGCCCCCGACCCCGUGGGAGGGCAUCUACGAGGGCCCGCUCACGUACGUCGAGCUCGGGAUUGAGCACCCGCAGUACGCAUCGAGGGACAAAGACACGUGGGGCACGAUGUGGAUCAUGGGCAGCCCCGUGAAGAUCCACCCGGACUUCGAGUUUGACGGUCCCACGGUCGCGGACACGGGCGCGCCGAUCACGGGCAUGAACAUGCAGGACCUCCAGCCGGACCUCACCCCGGUCGCCGAAGCGAACGCCCGCGUUGCCAGCGGUCGACAGCUCGGCAUGUACACGGCCACGGCCAAGGGCGUCGCCGCGGUCGAGCUCGUGGACGGCAAGGAACAGCGCGAGUUGCGAGAAUGCGUCCUCGAGCUCGCGGAGAACGUCGUCAUUCAUCCGGACGUGCUUUGCACCGGCGCCGUCGACGGGUUCGACGAAGGCUGCGCCGAUAUCGACGGCGACACGAUCAGACUCUUCCCGAACGAGGUAGACGCGUCGUUCCAGAUGGUCGCGAUGCCUUCUACUGAUCCCGUCUUCCCCGGCGGAUGGGUCGACGUCGGCGGAGAGCCGUUGACGAUUCCGUUUCAGGAAGCGAUCGCGGAGAGCGGCGACGGCGGCGUCGGCCUCGGCGGAUAUUUCCGCGUGCACCCCACGACCCCCGACGACGGCACCGCGGGGACGUUCUUCAUCGUCUCCGGGGAGACCGCGUACCAGCCCCCCGGGACGGUUAGCGUGGCGCGGUACAACGUCCGAUACGACCCGAACGACGAGAUCCGCGUGGAGCUCCGCGGCAGCUAUCGCCUCCCCGUCGAGUUCACCGAGUUUCCGAACAACCGCAACCCGUUCGUCAAGUUCGUGUUCAAACACAAGAAGCCGAACCGCGCGGCGUACAAACGUCGCCCCGACCUCCGCCUCGUGCACGACGACCGUACGCUCGGGACCCGGAACGCCGUUGACACCGAGAACACCGCGUGGGUCUCCCCUUCGGACUUUUGCAACGGAGGCACGUGCCGAAGCGCGUGCGAAAUUCGCGUGCCGGAAGACCCCAAUAACCCCGGAAACGAGGGCGAAUUCUGCGAUUUCCGCAUCCAGGUGAGGCAAACCGCGCCGGUCAUCCCCGGCUUGGCGGACGUCCAAGCCAACGCGCCCAGCCUCGCGCUGCAGUACCUGAGCAACGUCCUCAAAAUUCGCGUGUUCAUCACGAAUCGCGAGUUGAAGGCGGCGUCGGAGCAGGAAGUGACGCCGACGCGACUCCGGCUCGAGUGAGCGAUCGCCGGUCCGCGAACAUCACACACGAGCCGCGACGACCGCCGUUCGUUCACAUUCAUCACAUUCACGACGACACGCGCGAACGCGUUUAUACGCCCUUCGCAUCGAACUUUCACGUACACGACGACACGCGCGAACGCGUUCAGACGCCCUUCGCUUUGAAGAAAAGAAUUUGAUUCAUC